This is a messenger RNA of Mirounga angustirostris (Northern elephant seal), 1548 nucleotides long. It is a transcript of the gene RTF2, whose product is annotated as replication termination factor 2. Gene Ontology annotation, cellular component: nucleus. The coding region runs from base 11 to 1009 and encodes 332 amino acids. NCBI's taxonomy places the organism in Eukaryota, Metazoa, Chordata, Mammalia, Carnivora, Phocidae. The record is from RefSeq and is a predicted model, not a curated record. The transcript has 9 exons. Gene Ontology annotation, biological process: mitotic DNA replication termination; site-specific DNA replication termination at RTS1 barrier.
CGCGCCGGAAAUGACUGCAGAGGUCGCCAGGGUCCCCCGGAAGUGGUCGCUGCGGGCUAUCGCUACUGACUCUGACUCUUGGCUGGCGAUGGGUUGCGACGGAGGAACGAUCCCCAAGAGACACGAACUGGUGAAGGGACCGAAGAAGGUUGAGAAGGUUGACAAAGAUGCUGAAUUAGUGGCCCAAUGGAACUAUUGUACUCUAAGUCAAGAAAUAUUAAGGCGACCAAUAGUGGCCUGUGAACUUGGCAGACUUUAUAACAAAGAUGCCGUCAUUGAGUUUCUAUUGGACAAAUCUUCCGAAAAGGCUCUUGGGAAGGCAGCAUCUCACAUUAAAAGCAUUAAGAAUGUGACAGAACUAAGGCUUUCUGAUAAUCCUGCCUGGGAAGGGGACAGAGGAAACACAAAAGGUGACAAACACGAUGACCUCCAGCGGGCACGUUUCAUCUGCCCCGUUGUGGGCCUGGAGAUGAAUGGCCGGCACAGGUUUUGCUUCCUGCGGUGCUGUGGUUGUGUGUUUUCUGAACGAGCCUUGAAAGAGAUAAAAGCAGAAGUUUGUCACACAUGUGGGGCUUCUUUCCAGGAGGACGACGUCAUCGUGCUCAACGGCACCAAGGAGGACGUGGAAGCGCUGAAGAGGAGGAUGGAGGAGAGGAGGCUGAGGGCGAAGCUGGGGAAGAAAGCAAAGAAACCCAAGGCGGCAGAGUCUGUCUCAAAGCCAGGUGUCAGUGAAGAAUCUCCAGGGCCAUCAAAAAUUAAGACAGGGAAGCCUGAAGAAACCAGCCUUGAUUCUAGAGAGAAGAAAGCCAGCUCAGCUCCCAAAAGUGCAGCGGCAAAUGGGAGCUCUUCUGGAAAAGUCGGGAAGCCUCUGUGUGGAACCACAAAGAGGUCCAUUGCCGAAAGCGAAGAAUCGGAAGCUUACAAGUCCCUCUUCACGACUCACAGCUCCGCCAAGCGCUCCAAGGAGGAGUCCGCCCACUGGGUCACCCACACGUCCUACUGUUUCUGAAGCCGCGCAGGCGCCGUCCGGUUUCCAUGGGGCGGGUGGCGUGGGCGUUACUGCACCCUGUUCUCUGCUAGCUCCCCCUUUGCGCUGAGCUAUAAAGUCCCCCCGAACCUCGGAGCUGGUGUGGUCGCUCGUGCUUGUGAGGCGCCUGGGUUCCCACGGUGACGUGCUGGCCCUGCCCGCCCCCUCCCGCAGGCUCGUGCCCUCCCCACGGCCCCGGAACAUGCGUUGGCUGCACUUUUUAUGCUUGAGAUAAAGACUCCAGAUUCCUUGGGGUGUGUGGUUGGCCCAUUUUGCCUAAAAUUCUAAUGAUUUUGCUGCCAACUGUGGAACAGGCCAAGCGAAAUUGUACUUUAGAAAGUGAGCUUUACAUGCACUCCGCCUGCAUGUCUGUUUGCCGGCAGCCUCUGUGCCCUCUGAGCAGAGCUUGCCGGUCGAGUCUUUAGGGAGGGUCUUUCUUUUAUCACUUUCAAGACGAGAGCCUUUUAGUUGGGCACCUGAGGGUUUGGUAUAAAAAUAAAGCAAGUCCGCCUUUUCUCUCA